Messenger RNA from Paralichthys olivaceus (Japanese flounder), 1177 nucleotides. Lineage: Eukaryota; Metazoa; Chordata; Actinopteri; Pleuronectiformes; Paralichthyidae. The record is from RefSeq and is a predicted model, not a curated record.
UGUGUUGUAGCUCAGUUUGAAUCUGUGUGAAGCCAUGGCCACGCUCAGGGUGUCUUCUUACCGGAGGCUGUUUGAGGAGGAUACCUGGAGUCGAGCUGAAGGGUUGAGUUUGCAGUGUGCGGGGCAGUAUCGGGCCUCUGUCAGGAAUGCGGCCGUCGACAAGUGCGGCUGUGACAAGCUGGACUUUGUCGCUGCCAAGUCUCUCAACAAGGAGGGUCUGAACCGGUUCUCCCAGGACCGCACCAUCAUCGCUGCCCUGAACGACCGCCUGGUGGGGCUUAUAGAACUGGCUCGUUGUUUUGAGGAGGAGAAUGAGUCUCUUGAAUGUCAGAUUGUGGAGCUGGAGGAGAAGCUGAGCAGCCGCCCAGCCUCCUCCAGCAUCACCUCCGCCGUGGCUCGACCUGACUACAGCCUGGAUGCGGUGGUGGAGAGACUGCGCAGGGAGAGGGACGAGAUUCUGUGUGACACAGAGGAGCUGCAGAAAGAGCUGGAGUGUCUGAAGAGCGGCUACGAGAAGGUGGCACAGCAGAGGGUCUUCUACCAGCAGGAACGACAGGAUGUGGCUGAGGUUGUGGAUGCUGUGACAGCAGAGUGUUUGGCUCUGAGGGAGCAAGUGGCUAUCUACGAGGAGCAGCUGGCCAACAUGGAGGCCCGGCACAAGACGGAGGUGGAGAGUCUGCUGGAUCCAGCCGACUGGACCGCAGGAGGAGUGGCAGCUCUUGGAUUCUGCAGCCCGGACAUGACUCCGGUCUUGGAUGUGAAGGAGUUCUACUGCCAGCUGGCUGAGAGUCUCCAGUACGAGUGCGGAGCUGCCUCCCCUGCUGCAGUUCUCAGCGGUGAUCGAAAACAACUGGAAGUGGGAGCUGCCGUCGGGUCAAAGGUCACAGACUCGCCAAAGAUAAAGGACGUCAGUGAGCUGAAGAUGCUGAUUUCUGAGCUACAAAAGGAGCUUGCAGAGCUUGAGAAGUGUAACGAGGAGCUGGAGGAUGAGGUGGAGAUGAAGAGAGCUGCAUACAUGGAUGAGAUUGCUGAGUUGAAGUUCACCAUGGGUGAGAUGCGGCAGCAGGAGGCCGACCUCCAGGCACAGAUGAAGGAGCAGUGUGAAGACUACAAGGAGCUGCUCAGUGAGAAGAUGGCCAGAGACAUGGAGAUUGUCGCCUACAGGUCAGAAAGCUAA